Messenger RNA from Medioppia subpectinata, 2603 nucleotides. NCBI's taxonomy places the organism in Eukaryota, Metazoa, Arthropoda, Arachnida, Sarcoptiformes, Oppiidae. The record is from the annotation of a GenBank genome assembly.
AAAUCAUUAAAUAAUUAUCAAAAUUAUUAAUUGGUAUUUUGAUUUAGUCUGAAAUGUGAAACAAGUGAUAGAAUGGUGCGAUAGUUAGGAUGAGCUCAUUGUAUGCGUCCGUAUACUGGGAUUUGGAUACCUGUGCCCUCACACCUCACACUGAUAUUACUGUAUUUCAAGAGGCCAUCCGUGCGAUCAUUAUUACUCCCAAUAAUCUCAUUGAAAAGCACUUUGUUUGCCGACAAUCGGGUCGUAACAUACGUUUAUCACGACUUCCCGGUCAUCAUCUCUCACGUCCUUUCAUUGGAUCUAAUAUUGAUUUCUUUAAAUCGUUCACAACUGAGACCUUAAGUGAUAACAAAACAGCGUUUAUAGCGAUUACUGGCGAUCGGCGUCUGAUUGAUAUCAUUAGACAAUUAAGUUAUCAAAUAUCGCCGCAAAUAACACUUAUUCACCCGAAUAUACCAGACAUUAGAUCCAACGGAUUCUCGCCUAAUGUCAGAUGUUAUGAAUUCAAUGAGUUUCUGAGAUUUUAUAACCAAUACCUCAUUUACUCGUUAUACGUCCGCAUGAGUUCACUAAACAUCACCGAAACUGAUCCAAUGAAUGCAAACACUGGCAUCACAUCUGACAACACAUCCCGUUCUCAAGAAAACAAUUCACUUGUUUCCACGCAAUCUGAAAAUAGGACACCACUUCAUGGCUUAUGGGAUCAAACAAAAAGACCUCAGGAGCAGAUGACUGACCACCAAAUAGAUGGCAAAGACAAUUGUAGUGCCAAACGACAGAAAGUGUCCAAAGGUAAAGAGUUGUCGCAAACACCACAAACUGCCAUCGAUUACGAGAACCCAAUUGCCGGGCCAUCAGGUGUUAGGGCAGACAAGUCUGAGCCAAUGCCAGAACCAGUUGUUCACAAUUGUGACCAAAAUAUCAUAACUGAAGAAUCGGAUGAAUCGGAGAGCGACGCGAAGUCUUCAUUGUUUUCCACACAAAAGGAAACGUCUGCGAAGACUACUCAACAAAACAAGAAAAGCAAAAACAAAAAAUCCAAGAAAAAGGAGAAAACAAAUAAUAAAGUGCCUAAAACCCCAAUCGUGAGCUCAAAUGUGGACCGAUAUAUGCGAGUGAAAGGCGUCUGUGGGCUGCGAAACCUCGGGAACACAUGUUAUAUGAAUAGCGGUCUUCAAUGUCUCGUUAAUAUCGCACUUUUCAAUGAGUUUAUGACUCAAGACUUUAAGAAUUUUCUGAUCGUUUUGAACCAAACAUCACAACAAAAAUCAUUGAUUGAAUUAAUGGCUGAACUCAUGGAAGAGAUGUUGUCUUCGAGGUCUCAAUCGGUUUCGCCGAUUAAUUUUCAUCAAAAAGUGAGCAAAAUUUUCGAAAGAUUUCGUGGUUUUGGACAAAACGAUUGCUCAGAAUUCUUGGUCACAAUUCUGGAUCAGUUUCACAAAGAAUUGCUUCAAAUGAAUGAAUGCAGCGAACAUUCGGACGCAAUUGAAUACAACAAUUUUGAUGAUUACUUGCGAUUUAAUAACACAUUUAUUUCACAUCAUUUUCACGGCUUUCUCCGACUGGCCGUUGAGUGCGAUUGCGGCCAAACUAUUUCCUCCAAUUGUCAACCAUUUCCUAUCAUUAGUUUACCACAGAUUGAGUGCAAGGAUUUGGUUUGGAUUGAAGUGUCAUUAAUCAGAAACAACAGCCAAAGAGUUGAGAAAAUGCGAUUGAAAUUUGCAAAGAGUGAGACUCUUAUCAGUCAAUUGCUUAAGAUAUUGAUAAAAACGUAUUACGAAAUCAGCGAAAACUCUUUUCUCUACAAUCAACUCAUCGUUUGUCACAAUAACGUUUUGAAGUUCACUGAGAUUUAUGGAGAUAUCUAUGUCUACGAAAUUGAUCCGUCGUUUACAAGACAUUACUUCAUAUCACUGUCCUAUCGAAACGUGCGGUUCGGCACACCUUUGCUGUUAAAUAUGAAUGACAGCAGAUAUUCAACAAUUGAGUCCACAUUUGUUCAACAAAUCGCUAAAUUUUUGCCAAACAUUAGAAGUAAAUUCCGCGAAGAAUUGAUUCAAACAAAGUUUCUCUAUUAUAGAGAAAGGCUUGUGAGCCGGGAUUGGUCUCCGGAUUUACCACAUUCUGUCUGCACUUUCCUGGCCUACGAUAUGGAUAAUGUGUUGAGACAAUUGUGUCAUGACUAUUACCAAGUGGUUUAUCUCAAUCCUAAUCAGUCAAGUGGUCCGCAUUCCUCAUAUAGUGACGCAAUAGUAACACUGGAUGACUGUAUCAAUCAAUACCUGUCUUACGAAAAGUGUGACGAGAAAUGUGCCGAUUGUCGUACACGGGAGUCGACAGGCCGUCAACUUAUCGGCAGGUUUUCAAGCCUGUCGUACGCUAUACUACACGCGCCUAAUGUAUUGCUACUGCAGUUGAAGUCAAACCCUAGCCAUCGAUAUAACUGUCAGUUUCCUCUCGUAUUGGAUCUGAAGAGUUAUGUGACAAAUUACCGCUCAGAUGAUGGACAGUAUGUCUACGAUUUGGUGGCCGUCUCUAACUAUAGCGGAUCCUCUUAUAGCGGACACUAUACCGCUUACGCCAAGAGUUGUCUCAACAAUAAU